AUGGCCAACGCUCCGCACGGUGGUGUCCUCAAGGACUUGCUCGUUCGCGAUGCCCCCAUCGCCGCACAGCUUCGACAAGAAGCCGACACGCUUCCCGAGCUCGUCCUCACAGAGCGUCAGCUCUGCGAUCUCGAACUCAUCAUCAACGGUGGUUUCUCCCCUCUCCAGGGCUUCAUGAACCAGGCCGACUACAACGGCUGCCUCGACACCAUGCGUCUGACUGAUGGCAACCUCUUCCCCAUGCCCAUCACGCUCGAUGUGGACCAGCAGCAGAUCCAGGCUCUCAAGAUCCAGCAGGGUGCCCGCAUCGCGCUGCGCGACCCUCGCGACGACAAUGCCAUCGCCAUCAUCACUGUUACUGAUGUCUACGCUGUCGACAAGGUGCGCGAGGCCAAGGCCGUUUUCGGCUCGGACGACCUCGCCCACCCGGCCAUCACCUACCUCCACAAGUCGGUCAAGGAGUUCUACGUCGGUGGUGAGGUCCAGGCCCUCUCCAAGCCCAACUACUACGACUAUGCCGAGCUUCGAUACACCCCCGCCGAGCUGCGACAGCACUUCGCCAAGAUCGCCUGGCGCAAGGUUGUCGCCUUCCAGACGCGAAACCCCAUGCACCGCGCUCAUCGUGAGCUGACCGUGCGAGCUGCUCGUCAGCGCCAGACCAAUGUGCUCAUCCACCCGGUUGUGGGUAUGACCAAGCCUGGUGAUGUCGACCACUACACUCGUGUGCGCGUCUACCAGUCGCUCAUGCCUCGUUAUCCCAACGGUAUGGCUACCUUGGCUCUGCUGCCCCUCGCUAUGCGCAUGGGUGGUCCUCGUGAGGCUCUGUGGCACGCCAUCAUCCGCAAGAACUUUGGUGUCACCCACUUCAUCGUCGGUCGUGACCACGCCGGCCCUGGUAAGGACUCGAGCGGCAAGGACUUCUACGGCCCUUAUGACGCCCAGACGCUCGUCACCAAGUACACCGAGGAGCUUGGUAUUGAGAUGGUGCCCUUCCAGCAGAUGACCUACAUCCCAUCCACCGACGAGUACCAGCCCGUCGACGAGGUCGCUCCUGGCACCCAGACAAUGGACAUCUCCGGAACUGAGCUGCGUCGUCGUCUUCGUACGGGUGCUGCCAUCCCCGAUUGGUUCUCUUACGAAUCGGUCGUCAAGACGCUGCGCGAGUCUUACCCGCCCAAAGCCAAGCAAGGCUUCACGCUCUUCUUGACCGGUCUGCACAACUCGGGCAAGGACCAGAUCGCCCGUGCGCUGCAGGUCAAGCUCAACGAACAGGGCGGUCGUUCCGUGUCUCUGCUUCUCGGCGAGACGGUUCGUUCCGAGCUGUCGUCCGAGCUCGGAUUCUCGCCCGAGGACAGGCAGAAGAACAUCCAGCGCAUCUCGUUUGUCGCUGCUGAACUCACGCGUGCCGCUGCCGCUGUCAUUGCUGCCCCCAUUGCGCCUUACGAGAAGUCGCGCGCCGCAGCUCGCGAGACAAUCUCCAAGACGGGCGGUGCGGGCAACUUCUUCUUGAUUCACGUCGCUACUCCUUUGGAGUUCUGCGAGAAGACUGACCGCAAGGGCAACUACGCCAAGGCACGCGCCGGUCAGAUCAAGGGCUUCACUGGCGUCGACGAUGUGUACGAGGAGCCCACCGACGCUGACCUGGUGGUCGACAUCUCGAGGCAGAGUGUUGCGGAGAUCACCCACUCGAUCAUCUUGCUGCUCGAGGCCCAGUCGCUCAUCUAG
Messenger RNA from Sporisorium graminicola, 1725 nucleotides. RefSeq lists its product as uncharacterized. The transcript has a single exon. Gene Ontology annotation, cellular component: cytoplasm. The coding region runs from base 1 to 1725 and encodes 574 amino acids. Gene Ontology annotation, molecular function: adenylylsulfate kinase activity; ATP binding; sulfate adenylyltransferase (ATP) activity. Gene Ontology annotation, biological process: sulfur amino acid metabolic process. Lineage: Eukaryota; Fungi; Basidiomycota; Ustilaginomycetes; Ustilaginales; Ustilaginaceae. The record is from RefSeq and is a predicted model, not a curated record.